Drosophila suzukii is the source of this 1295-nucleotide messenger RNA. It is a transcript of the gene Spc25, whose product is annotated as Spc25. The record is from RefSeq and is a predicted model, not a curated record. NCBI's taxonomy places the organism in Eukaryota, Metazoa, Arthropoda, Insecta, Diptera, Drosophilidae.
AAGUGUUAUCUCUAACUGGAAGGUCAAAAAACAAGCGUCUGGAAAGUAAAAGGCGCUGAAUUUUUAAAGAAUUUAAGAAAAGCAAGCAAAAUAAGUUAUAACAUGGCUAUAAUCGUGGCUGAAUCGGCUUACGAAAAGCGGGUAAGGGCUAUGUACGAGAAACAAAUACGUAUGGAGGCCCGUGAGGCUAGCGUCAUCAAGAAAGUCUCGAAAUUUAACAGCAAUUUGUUGGAUGCCAAGGAGGCAGUGGUUCGCCAUCACCAAAAAGUGGGAAAGUUUGAAAAAGUUAAAAUUCAGCGCCGCGAGGAGAUGGAAAAGCGUGCUUCCUUCUUAGAGGAUCUUGCUCAGAAACUGGAAGCCACCAAACAGAGGAACUUAGUGAUGAAGGAACAGAUAAAACAGCUGAAAAUGUUGGACAGACAGCGCAAAAACGAAAUCAUGGAGAGCAUUCACACGCUGUCGAAGACGACAGGGACCUAUAUAAACCAGCAAGCGCUGCCGGCCCGUGUGAAAGGUGUCACUGUACUGCGUGAAGAUAAUGGCGACCAGUUGAUACCCUUUGAUCUGAAGGCAACCGAUGUGGAAGGACUGGAGUCCCUUUGUCAGCAUCUUCAAAGCCUAAAUGUCGACGUAGUCCAGUGGCGGCAGCUAGUCUCGCUGGCCACGGAAAUAGCUACGGAUCCACAUGCUUCAACUACGCCGCCCAAGGAGAGCGCCAAGUGCAAGUCCAUAAUUGAUCUCACCUCGCCGACGAGUCAGAACUGACUUCCGAUUUGCCUGGUUAAGCUCCAUUGCCAUUAUAGCACUUCAAAUCGGCGUUUUAAAUACUUGGCGACAAAAUAAUAGCAUAGUUUAUUCUAAUUGCUAUUUAAGUUAUCGUGUUAACCACAGUUUUUAAUAUUAAUUAUUCUACGAUAAGACUCAUUAAAAAAUAUAUUAAAAAACCCCGUGGAAAUAAGUGUUAAGGAAAGGCAGAUUAUUCACUACAAAAACAUAUUCUCUUCAAUGCCGAUUUCUUAAAUGAUUAAGAUCUUAUUCGAUACAUUUUAAGAUCAGCUUAGCAUUUUAAAUGUUAGUCCACUACCGGAUGUUUAAAAUAUUAUUUUUGGAGACGUCGCCAUUAGGUCAAAGCCAAUAGGAGAUGUCUCGAAUCACUCCAUCGUCUCCCAGAAAUAAGCAUAUUCAAAACCAGUUAUUGAAUGAACGAGGUAUAAGUUAGUUUACAACGUAUAAAAACUGAUUACAACGAAAAAAGAAUUCAUCUAAUAAACUAAUUCUUAAAAUCAUUUUAGAAA